This is a messenger RNA of Hippoglossus stenolepis (Pacific halibut), 1346 nucleotides long. RefSeq names its product stonustoxin subunit beta. Gene Ontology annotation, molecular function: protein binding. NCBI's taxonomy places the organism in Eukaryota, Metazoa, Chordata, Actinopteri, Pleuronectiformes, Pleuronectidae. Bases 180 to 896 code for a protein of 238 amino acids. The transcript has 5 exons. The record is from RefSeq and is a predicted model, not a curated record.
GCCACCCGGCUCUGAUUACAUCACCUCUGUCCUGUAUUAAAGGUAUAUAAGUGUGGCAUUAGGCUGUCAAACACCGAAGCCAACAGAGACUCAUCAUUCUCACACUGACCAGGGACAUCAGGCUGAGACUGGCUCUCCAGCAGCUUAAACGGUUAGACCAGGUCCAAGCCGGAAUCAGGAUGCCGACCACGACGAGACUUAUUUCGGACACUCGGAAGUCGGACAAAGCAAAGAAUGUCAGAGCUGGAAACUCGCCCACAGAAAAUAUUCCAGACUACGAGCCCAAUAUCCCAGAACCCAAAUGCAGAGCUGAUCUCAUCAAACACUGGUACAAGCUUUCUCUGGAUGACAAGACGGCCAAUAAGACGCUAUGGAUCGGAGAGGGCGGCACCAAAGUGGCCCGCAUGACUGACGAUUUAACUUGUCCCGUCUUGGAUAGACCAGAGAGAUAUGAGUAUUCUCCACAGGUUCUUUGCAAGGAAGGAAUCCUGGGUUUCCGAGGCUACUGGGAGGUGGGGUUCUCCGGGUGGGUCGUCGUCGGCAUUGCGUACGAACGAGCGGGACGAAGGAACAGUGAUGGGUCCUGCGGCCUGGGAGAGAACGAGGGGUCAUGGGGCCUCGGCUGGUCCGGCUCCAGCUACAAUUUCUGGCACAAAGGCCAUAACGUGGAGAUCAAGGGGAUCCCUCAGUGCUCUGUCAUCGGAGUAUACCUCGACCAGCCCGCUGGCAUCUUGAAUUUCUAUGCUGUGGAGGAGGUGAAAGAGGGAGAGGAGGGCGCAGGGGGAAAGGAGGUGAAGCCUCUGCAUGAAGUCAGGAGUGAGUUCGAGGAGAAGAUGAUCCCUGGUUUCUGGAUGGGGACACAAUCGAAGUGCUCAAUCAUACAGAAGGAGGAAUAAAGAACUGAAUCCACAAUGUAGGAUACAAUAUUGUGAUGAUUAGCCCAGAAAGGUGUACAAAUAUCCCUUUCUAUUGAUAUGGCCCCUUUAAUUAUAAAAUGACACCAAUGAGGUCGUCACCAAUACUUGUCUUCCAUGUCUGAAGAUAUAAACAUCAUAGGCUUACAUGAAUUUUAUGCAUAUGACAUCACCAUUCAAAAUAUAGUAGUAAGUAAUAGAUGUAGUUUUCAUAUAUAGUAUCAGAUAGACAUGCUAUCCAUGGUUUAGUGCAUUUAAGUAAAAGGGAACAAAAUGCAAAGAUUUAUACAGAUGUGUUUAUACUAUAUUAUAUAUAUUUUUACCACUUUGUUGUUGUUGUUUGCAGAGAAUGUAUAGAGUUCCCUAGUUUUGAAUGAAUGUAUGUAGGAUGUGAUAUAUGCAAAAGUUUGAAUAAAAAUAAUAAAACACUGA